AUGUCGGACCAUGAGUUUGGAGGAAGCAACGACGACUUGUCACUGCCCAAAGCCACCGUUCAGAAGAUUGUCAGCGAAAUAUUGCCGCCGCAGACGGGUGUCUCUUUCGCAAAAGAGGCCCGUGACCUACUUAUAGAAUGCUGCGUCGAAUUCAUCACUCUCAUCUCUUCCGAGGCUAAUGAGAUAUCGGAGAAGGAGGCUAAGAAGACGAUUGCGUGUGAUCACAUUACAAAGGCACUAGAACGUCUUGGCUUUUCGGAUUACGUGCCUGCUGUUCUAGAAGCCGCAGCAGAACACAAAGAAGUUCAAAAGGGGCGAGAGAAGAAGGCAGACAAAUUUGCCAAUAGUGGCAUGUCUAUGGAAGAGCUCGCUCGGUUGCAGGAAGAGCAGUUUGCCGCAGCCAGGCAGCGUCACAUAUGA
Molecule: messenger RNA, 420 nt
Organism: Trichoderma breve
Lineage: Eukaryota; Fungi; Ascomycota; Sordariomycetes; Hypocreales; Hypocreaceae
Product: histone-like transcription factor (CBF/NF-Y) and archaeal histone domain-containing protein
Exons: 4
Coding region: 1-420 (139 amino acids)
Biological process (GO): negative regulation of transcription by RNA polymerase II; chromatin remodeling; positive regulation of transcription by RNA polymerase II
Cellular component (GO): negative cofactor 2 complex
Molecular function (GO): protein heterodimerization activity; core promoter sequence-specific DNA binding; general transcription initiation factor activity
Source: RefSeq, a predicted model, not a curated record